CAAUCAGAGGCGAGAUUCUCACGUAGCAACACCAAUCAGCGAAGAGGGACUGGCCGGUUGCGAGGGUAGUGUUAGUGUUGAUGUGCAGGAGCAAGUGUUUCCUUCAGGCUCUGCUGGCUGCUGGGUUUGUCAACACUGACCUGGUCCCCGGCUCCCGACUCCCACCAACUCCCACCGGUUUGUUUCAGCUUCCGCAUGUCGGCAGGUGCAAACUAGCCUGCGAGCUGGAUCCCAGCCGUGCGUGAAAGGCAUCUCUGAAAGCGGCAACAUUAGCGAUGCCAUCCCCGAUGGAGGGAUCCUCCAGAGAAGGUGACCUGUUCACUGUGAAACACGAGCUGAAACACGCCAACCUGACGGGCCAUGUAGAGAGAGUGGGCAUUGAAAACUUUGAGCUAUUAAAGGUGCUGGGCACAGGAGCAUACGGCAAAGUGUUCCUGGUGCGGAAAGUGAGCGGUCAUGAUGCGGGGAAGCUGUAUGCUAUGAAGGUCUUGAAGAAGGCCACUAUUGUACAAAAGGCAAAAACUGCUGAGCACACACGCACAGAGCGGCAAGUCCUGGAGCACAUCCGCCAGUCUCCGUUUCUCGUCACACUUCACUACGCCUUUCAGACAGAUACCAAGCUGCACCUUAUUCUUGAUUAUGUAAAUGGAGGGGAACUCUUCACACAUUUGGUGCAACGGGUGCGAUUUAAAGAGCAAGAAGUGGCCCUGUACAGCGGAGAGAUAGUGUUGGCACUGGAACAUCUACACCAGCUUGGGAUCGUGUAUCGGGACCUGAAACUUGAGAAUAUUCUACUGGAUUCCAAUGGUCAUAUAGUUCUCACAGACUUUGGCCUCAGUAAGGAAUUUGAUCAGGUGGAAAGGGCUUACUCUGUCUGUGGCACCAUUGAAUACAUGGCUCCAGAGAUUGUGGAGGGAGGAGAGUCUGGACAUGAUAAGGCGGUGGACUGGUGGAGCCUCGGCGUGCUGAUGUACGAGCUCCUGACUGGAGGAUCCCCCUUCACAGUUGAUGGAGAUGAGAACUCUCACACGGACAUUGCCAAGAGAAUCUCAAAGAAGGAUCCUCCUUUCCCCAAAGAUAUGGGACCACUCGCCAAAGACCUCAUCCAGAGACUCCUCAUCAAAGAUCCAAAGAAGAGAUUAGGCUCAGGUCCGAAUGGAGCAGAGAAUGUAAAGAAACACCCUUUUUACCAGAAAAUUAACUGGGAGGACUUGGCAGCUAAGAAGAUGCCUGCUCCAUUCAAGCCAGUGAUUCGGGACGAGCUGGACGUCAGCAACUUCGCAGACGAGUUCACAGAGAUGGACCCCACCUACUCCCCCGCAGCGCUGCCUCAGAACUGUGACCGUAUCUUCCAGGGCUACUCUUUCAUGGCCCCUUCCAUCCUGUUCAAGAGGAAUGUGGUGAUGGACGACCCUGUCCAGCUGUGUGGGGGCUCUGAGAGGCCGGGCUCUGCUGCGGUGGCCCGCAGCUCCAUGAUGAAGGACUCACCCUUCUACAUGAGCUACGAGAUGGACUUGAAGGACAGCGCUCUGGGAGAGGGCAGCUUCUCCAUCUGCAGACGCUGCACGCACAAGAAGACGGGACAGAAAUACGCAGUCAAAAUUGUCAGCAAGAGAAUGGAAGCACAGACGCAGCGGGAAAUUGCAGCCCUGAAGCUCUGCGACGGCCACCCCAACAUUGUCAAGUUACAUGAAAUUUACCACGACCAGCUCCACACGUAUCUGGUUCUGGAGCUGCUCGGUGGAGGGGAGCUGUUGGAGAGGAUCCGCAGAAAGCAACAUUUCAGUGAAACGGAGGCCAGUCGCAUCAUGCGCAAACUGGUGUCCGCUGUCAGUCACAUGCAUGAUGUAGGAGUGGUGCACAGGGACCUUAAACCGGAGAACCUGCUCUUCACAGACGAGAGUGAGAACUCCGAGAUAAAAAUCAUAGACUUUGGCUUUGCACGCCUCAAACCACCAGACAAUCAGCUCCUGAAGACUCCCUGCUUCACGCUGCAGUACGCUGCACCAGAGAUACUCAAAUAUGACGGCUACGAUGAGUCCUGCGACCUGUGGAGUCUUGGGGUCAUUCUGUACACCAUGCUGUCCGGUCAGGUGCCUUUUCAGUGUCAGGAGAAGAGCCUGACCCACACCAGUGCGGAGGAGAUUAUGAAGAAAAUCAAACAGGGGGACUUCUCUUUUGAGGGAGAGGCCUGGAGAAACGUGUCGCAGCAGGCCAAAGACCUCAUACAAGAGCUGCUGACGGUGGACCCAAACAAGAGGAUUAAAAUGUGCGGCCUCCGUUACAACGCCUGGCUCCAGGACGACAGCCAGCUGUCCUCCAACCCACUCAUGACCCCGGACAUUCUGGGCUCCUCCACUGCCUCCGUCCACACUUACGUCAAAGCUACCUUUAAUGCAUUUAACAAAUGUAAGCGGGAAGGAUUCCGCCUGCAGACGGUGGACAAGGCUCCGCUAGCCAAGAGGAGGAAGAUGAAAAAGACAAGUACCAGCACAGAGACCCGCAGCAGUUCCAGCGAGAGCACCCAUUCCUCCUCCUCCUCCUCCCAGUCUCAGGAGAAGACUUUUACAGAGGGCGACACCAACCCGCAACCCCCCAACAGCACUCCUCUCACCACCCCUGUCAACACACCUGUGACCCUGGGAACAGACUCUGAGCACCAACUGGCGCCUCCAGCGUUUCACUUCUCAGAAGGACAGUGAGACAACGAGAGGAAAAAGGGAGAUUCAGACAGUUUUUCGUGAACAGCAGGAAGGCUCAGACCUUCAGAGACGGCUCUCUUCUUUUUUUUCUCUGUCCCUGGCAGCUCUCUGCCUCUGGCUCAAUUGCAUGGACGUCUGCAAGUCUCCAAAACCAAGCAUGCAGCAGGAGCAGCAAUCGUCACCUCAGUAUCAAAUCAAUCAAACCAUCUCUAGCAAUAGCCUGUCCCUUUCUUUCUCUUUCACCUUUACACACAGACUGUAUCAAUCAGGGACUGGACCAGGAAGAAUAUGUUACCGGUGUCCAAAAUGAAAAAGGGCUGCCCUCCUGCCGCACGUCCAGACAGACAAUGGGGAGACACCUUCAAUCUCAUCAUGAAAUCAUUGCUCUGUCCGCUCCAUUUGCCCGUGUUUGUCGACGCCUUCAGAGGUUUCAAAGGGAAAGUCGCAGUGUUUACACCAUGGAUGCUUUGUAUUCUUUUGUCAAAGGGAAAGAAGAAAUGCAACGUGCUGCAGCGUAACGUAAAGAAACGUGGGUCCACGAAGUCUCUGCAAGAUGGAGCAGGGUAUUUAUAUGUGAAUUUUACAGACUGAAAUUUAUUUAUAAUAAGCUAUAUUGUUAACUUAUUUAUGGUUCAGAGUGAUCUGAAAAGAAACAAUGGAUAAAAGAGAUAUUUUAUGUUUGUAUGUAUGUUGUUUCCUGUCAGCUCAAAAGACUGUUUCCAUGUAGUCAGGCGGUUGUUUAGAUCUCGUUGUAGUCUGCAGACAUCGAUGCUUCAGACACAUCUUGUUCGACAGAAAAAGCAAAAAGAGAUUAACACAUAUUGAAUUUAUGUAACAGACUUUUAAAAAAAUAUUUAUGAAGCCUGGUGAAUUUUGGGGUUCAACUGCAGCUGUGUCCAGUGGUCAAAAAAAGUCAACUUCCUUACAUGUAAGGAUUAAAGAAGCAAAAGUCAACAUGUUUUUGUAGAAACAACCAAAUGUGGAUGUAGUGUGUUCAGAGAUAAUCUGUGUUUUAUUGUUGUAUGGGGAAUACUACUGUCUGAGAGGAUGUGAAUAAGAAGAGCUAUAUUUAGAGUUAUGAUGCACCGCUGCUGCUGCUGCUCUUCUACACGGUGUGAUCCUUAAAUCAGUAUUUAGCCCAGCAGUGGAUUUGCCUUGUGUUGUAUAAAAUUUUAAUUGUCUCACUACGGCCAAUUGGAUUGAGAAGAACGUUACAAACGGAAAAUCCAGAUCAGCUUAGCGUCAGGUGAAUGACGCUGAGUGUACUGAGAUGCCAAAGGGUAGCUUCAAGUGGCUUCCUUUUUAAGAUUGAAUGAGUCAGAAACAGGAAAAGGUUUACGUGCCAAAAAAUGCAAUUAAAUAAUUUAAGUGUCAGGAGGUUAAGGUUGGUGAAGCAGUAGAAUAUUUUAAGUGUCACCGCCUGAAGUCUUAAAACUAAUUUAAAAUCACCCCUUUAUGAAAGCAUCCAGGUUUCUGAGGACAGACCUAAAAAAACCGGAGAUCUUUGCACCGUGUGACAGCUCCCACUUCGAGGAAGAUAUAUCUGGUUAGUUAGUCCCCGGUGCUUGAUGUGAACUGAAACAUCAGCCUCUUUAUUUUUAAAGGAGAUUCUCACUUGAUGUAUUGUGAGUUUGUUUACUUGCAUAUUUAAAUAUCCCUGAUUUAAUUCUAGACUUUGAAGUUUUACUGGUUCAAGUGUGAUGGAUGUAAACACCAAAACCCUGUUUUUCCAAUAGCCUGAAUAUUGUAAUGUUCCAGAACUGGUUAGAUAGGAAGGUAAUUAAAAUGCCAUGCUCUGUUAGUUAUUAUUAUUAUUAUUAUUUGCAAGUGUGUGUUGUACAUGUCUGUAUCCAUGGUAGUAGUUGAAAUGAUGUAUUCAGUUGUACAGGGGUAUUCGUGAUCAGUAUGUGAAGUUGCCUAGAGACAGUUUCUCCUGCUCAGUUAGGAUACAAAUUCGUAGUCGGACGACUGGGUGCAUUUAAACACACUCCCUCAUCUUCUUCCAUUUGAAUGCACUCUGAAUCUGAACCAAAGCAUUAACGUCAAGGUAGCUUCUCUAAGCUGCAUGGGAUAUUUCCUUUCACGCAAAUAUGCAAUGAAAUGCUUCAUAUAUCGAGGUUCCUGUUUUGUUUUGUCCAGCUGGUGAAAUAUUUUAGAUGUUUCUCGCACAGAGGAUUUUAUAACUUUGUUUCUUCAUAGAUUCUUUACAGGAUCUAGUAUAUAGUAUCCUUGUCCAGCACAGUAUCAUGCUUACAACUAUGCAUCUAUUUUAGCUUUUGUGUUGCUUUAGCCAUUUUAAAAACCUCAGCAAAUGGGUUCAAACAUAGUGCUUGAAAGGGUGUGAGGCAGAUACUCUACUUUUACUCCUGCAAAAUCAGCCACAGCAGAAAUAGCAACGUUCGUUGUUCGUAUAGAAAAAGCUGGAAUUCUUGGAGCUAAACACUACAAGGCUCUCGUCUAACUUCGUACGCAUGAGUUCCCCGUCGCUGCCUCAUUAAGCCUCUUUUCUUUUGUUUGGGUGUAUAAAUAGCUCAAGUGGAGGAAGAGGAAGAGUGUCCUAUAUUGAGCUCCCCUCGGGGAGCCAGGCUCUAUUAGCUGAUGUGCUGCAGUGCAGUUUUUUUCCAAAGAAAAUACCGUGCUCCACUCACUGCCUCUGUGGGACCAGGCUCACUGUCUUUGUAGGGAAAAUACCAGUGUAAAACAGGAAAGGGUUAGUUUAGUACCAGAGUCUCUUGGGGCUCGUUUUCGAUCUAGUGCCCUCCCUUUGAUGAACAGUCGAUGUUUAGCGUGUCACUCUGAGGAGAGGGGAGGGGGGGAUUGGAUCUGACGUCCUGUUGUCUUUGAGUUUUUGUGUCAAUUCGCUGGAACUUGAAUGAAAAGAUCCCGAUCUGCCGACAGUGCUUCCUCUUUUUUUAAAGGUUGACGGCACCACACCUCAUGAGCUAAACCUUUAAACCUUUUUGCAGCAGAGUUAGAGGGAUGACAGUCGGAACUGUUUUGUAUUUCUACGUGUUUUAGAGUCAGAAGAUCAGGCUUGGGACGUUUAGAGUCGACACAUCUGUAUUAGUGUGUGUUUGCUCCACAGCCAGAUGUGGCGGCCAAAGCUAGAAGUGACGUGUUGUUUGUAAAACACUUGCUCAUGUGGAUGCAGGUAUCUUUAAAAGACGUUUCAACAGAUGUGGUCGGGGGCGGUCUUUAAACUCUGGUCGGCUUUCAGUUUGGGAUCCUGUGGAACUGUCCAUGGUGCUGAAAUGGCCAAACCUUUGGUGGUGCUGCCUCAUCGAUCAUCAUCAUAACAAUAAUAAUCACAAAUGAUAAUAAUGAUCCUUUAAACCAGUGAGUACCACGAGUACUUGUGGCCUUUUUGGGGUACUUGUAAAGUUUUGUUUUUUUUUUAAUUUAUAGCAAAGAUUUCCAGCUUCUGCUCCAAGAUUUAGUCAAAUAAAUUGAAACUUGACGAAGAUUAGUUAAAGAAACAAAAUACACAAAGCCUAAACAUUAAAAACUUGAGGAUUGCUGUGUCAAUUAUGAGAAUAAAACAAGUGAAGCACAAAAGUUUAAGAAUAUAUUAUUAUAAACUAUGUGUACUGAGACAAAAACGUUAGAGACCACUGAUUUAAAGGGUCAGUUUGAAAAAUAUAAAUAAAAAAACCUGGGAGAACCUGUUUUUUUGGGGGUGAGCUGAACCUUUACAUUUCUUUGUGGGGAUUUUAUUUGUCGUCACCCCGACCAGAGAGGUCACAGCACAUGGUCAGUGUAGAACGUUACCUUUAGCAAGAACUUAAACAUGUGUUCUUGAGUUAAUUAGAUUAACUGAGCCUGUAUUGAUCUGUGUAAUGUUGGUGACAGUGUUACUUGAAAAACCUGCCACUUUAGGCAUCAUCAUCAUCAUCAUCAUCAUCGUCACCCCUGCUAUCACCAUCAUUGCAUGUGCUCUUGCUCGAUUCCUGUCAAUCGACACUGAUUCACAUCAUUAUUGAACCGUGUCAAAAAGUACUGUAGCAGUGAAUGCCUUGGAGAUUGGUCAAUUAUUAAACUGUUUUAAAAACAUGCAAUCAAGCUUUAAAGGGCAAAACUUUGCACUUGUAUGUUAUUUCAAUCAUUCAAUUGAUUUUUAUUCUGUAAAAGAGAAAACUGUCAAUCUUUGUUUUUGUGCAGGUUCAGACGUCUGUUUCUGUUGAUAGCCGGUGUUUAACAUUUCCAAUACGACUUGUUCUAAUACAAAGUUAGUACUUUUACCUACUGCAGAGGUGAACCAUGUGCUUACCUGCUUCUUUUAGGGCACUGUGAACAUCAUCAUUCAGGUAUUCAGGCACAACAUUGAUAAUAUGAGGAAAACACCUUGAUUUGCUUUGAUAAAUGCUUUACUUAUGCUGGCUGAAUACAUGUGUACGUUCAAUAACCUGAAAACAGUCAUGAUGAGUCGUUUAAUAGAUCCUCGGCUUAUUGUAUUUUCAAGUGUAUUUAAAACAUUACUGAAGAUAUUUGUGAUACCAGGAUUUUUGUGUAUGAGUUGUCAGAAGGACAAUAAAUGUACGAUUUCCUGCUCAUUUGUUGAUCUCGACUGUUAAAUGAAGUAUACCAGGUAUUCUUAUCAUUUAAAGGGUUAGCGGGCAUGAAAUCCUUA
Messenger RNA from Paralichthys olivaceus (Japanese flounder), 7329 nucleotides. It is a transcript of the gene rps6ka5, whose product is annotated as ribosomal protein S6 kinase, polypeptide 5. Gene Ontology annotation, biological process: regulation of DNA-templated transcription; intracellular signal transduction; peptidyl-serine phosphorylation. The record is from RefSeq and is a predicted model, not a curated record. Gene Ontology annotation, molecular function: ATP binding; protein serine/threonine kinase activity; magnesium ion binding. Lineage: Eukaryota; Metazoa; Chordata; Actinopteri; Pleuronectiformes; Paralichthyidae.